UUCGACAACAACAACACUACUACUCAAGAUGGCCCGCACCAAGCAAACCGCUCGCAAGUCCACCGGUGGCAAGGCGCCCCGCAAGCAGCUCGCCACCAAGGCCGCACGCAAGAGUGCGCCGGCGACCGGCGGUGUCAAGAAGCCCCACCGCUAUCGCCCGGGUACGGUCGCGCUCCGUGAGAUCCGUCGCUACCAAAAGUCGACCGAGCUCCUCAUUCGCAAGCUGCCCUUCCAGCGCCUUGUCCGCGAGAUCGCCCAGGACUUCAAAACGGACCUGCGCUUCCAGGGCUCGGCCGUCCUCGCUCUCCAGGAAGCCUCGGAGGCUUACCUCGUUGGCCUCUUUGAGGACACCAACUUGUGUGCGAUCCACGCCAAGCGUGUGACGAUCAUGCCCAAGGACAUCCAGCUCGCUCGCCGCAUCCGUGGCGAGCGCUCUUAA
This is a messenger RNA of Saprolegnia parasitica CBS 223.65, 439 nucleotides long. RefSeq names its product histone H3. Gene Ontology annotation, molecular function: structural constituent of chromatin; protein heterodimerization activity; DNA binding. The record is from RefSeq and is a predicted model, not a curated record. NCBI's taxonomy places the organism in Eukaryota, Oomycota, Saprolegniomycetes, Saprolegniales, Saprolegniaceae. The transcript has a single exon. Bases 29 to 439 code for a protein of 136 amino acids. Gene Ontology annotation, cellular component: nucleosome.